ACUCGUUUAUUUGCAGAGGCAGAGAGACCUCUAACUCGAACCGAAGAGAAACAAUGGGGACUUCAGUGCAGGUAACGCCGCUUUGCGGUGUCUACAGCGAGAGCCCAUUGUCGUACUUGGUUUCAAUCGACGGUUUCAACUUCCUCAUCGACUGUGGCUGGAACGACCACUUCGAACCUUCUAUUCUUCAACCUCUCUCCAAGGUAGCCUCAACCAUUGAUGCAGUUCUGUUAUCUCACCCAGAUACACUUCAUCUGGGUGCACUCCCAUAUGCAAUGAAACAAUUUGGGCUCUCAGCUGAAGUUUUUUCCACUGAGCCCGUUUAUAGAUUAGGUCUUCUCACUAUGUAUGAUCAAUUUCUCUCGCGAAAGCAAGUAUCUGAGUUCGAUUUGUUUACUUUGGAUGAUAUUGAUUCUGCUUUCCAGAAUGUUACUCGACUUACCUAUGCCCAAAAUCAUCACCUUUCUGGUAAAGGAGAAGGGAUUGUUAUAUCACCUCAUGUGGCUGGGCAUUUGUUGGGUGGUACUGUGUGGAAGAUAACUAAGGAUGGUGAGGACGUUAUAUAUGCUGUUGACUUCAACCAUCGCAAAGAAAAGCAUUUGAAUGGAAUAAAUCCAUCCUCUUUCGUGCGCCCUGCCGUUUUAAUAACAGAUGCCUAUAAUGCUUUGAACAACCAGCCUUAUAGACGCCAAAUGGACAAAGAAUUUACAGAUACCAUAAAGAAGACUCUAAGAACAGAUGGAAAAGUGUUACUACCCGUUGAUACCGCUGGGCGAGUUUUGGAAAUUAUUCAAAUUUUGGAAUCGUGCUGGGCAGAGGAAAAUUUGAACUAUCCCAUAUACUUUUUAACAUAUGUUUCAUCAAGCACCAUUGACUAUGUCAAAAGUUUCCUUGAAUGGAUGAGUGAUUCUAUUGCAAAGUCUUUUGAAACGACACGUGAUAAUGCCUUUCUUUUGAAGCAUGUCACACUUUUAGUUAACAAGAAUGAGCUUGAUAAUGCUCCAGAUGGUCCAAAGGUGGUUCUAGCAUCAAUGGCCAGUUUGGAAGCAGGUUUCUCUCAUGACAUAUUUGUUGACUGGGCAAAUGAUGCACGAAAUCUCAUGCUUUUUACAGAAAGAGGCCAGUUUGGCACAUUGGCUCGUAUGCUUCAAGCAGAUCCACCUCCAAAAGCAGUUAAAGUCACUUUAUCCAAGAGGGUCCCUUUAGUUGGGGAGGAACUAAUUGCCUAUGAAGAAGAACAAAACCGAAUAAAAAGAGAGGAGGCUUUAAAGGCUAGCCUUAUUAAAGAGGAGGAAUCAAAAGCUUCUAAUGGACCUGAUGCUAUCGUGAGUGAUCCAAUGAUCGUUGAUGCUAGCAAUGCUCAUCCUUUGCCAGAUGUGGCAGGUCCACAUGGGAGUGGAUACCGGGAUAUAUUAAUUGAUGGAUUUGUUCCACCUUCCACAAGUGUUGCUCCAAUGUUUCCCUUUAUUGAAAAUACUUCUGAGUGGGAUGAUUUUGGUGAAGUAAUUAAUCCUGAUGAUUAUGUAAUCAAGGAUGAAGACAUGGACCAAGCAGGAAUGCUUAUGGGUGGCGAUAUGGAGGGCAAGCUUGACGAUGCCUCUGCUAGUUUGAUACUUGACACGAAGCCAUCAAAAGUUGUAUCUAAUGAAUUGACUGUGUCUGUCAAAUGUUCAUUGCUUUAUAUGGAUUUUGAGGGCCGUUCUGAUGCAAGAUCCAUCAAGUCAAUUCUGUCCCAUAUGGCUCCUCUAAAGCUUGUUCUGGUUCAUGGAACUGCAGAAGCCACAGAACAUUUGAAGCAACACUGUAUGAAACAAGUUUGUCCUUAUGUUUAUGCUCCUCAACUUGAAGAAACAAUUGAUGUCACCUCUGAUUUAUGUGCUUAUAAGGUACAACUGUCUGAAAAGCUGAUGAGUAACGUGCUGUUUAAGAAGCUCGGAGAAUAUGAAAUAGCUUGGGUUGAUUCUGAUGUUGGGAAGACAGAAAAUGAUACAUUGUCUUUACUUCCCCUCUCAACCGCACCACCACCACCCCAUAAAUCAGUCCUUGUAGGUGAUUUGAAAAUGGCAAACUUCAAGCAGUUUCUUGCCGACAAUGGUGUCCAGGCUGAAUUUGCCGGCGGGGGGGCACUACGAUGUGGUGAAUAUGUGACACUGCGCAAGGUUGGAGAUGCCAGCCAUAAGGGUGGUGGUCCUGGUACGCAGCAAAUUGUUAUUGAAGGGCCUUUAUGUGAGGAUUAUUAUAAGAUUCGAGAUUAUCUGUAUUCACAGUUUUAUUUGCUUUAAAAUCGAAGACACAACUUCUAUUCUUAUACCCCAUUUUGCUUGAGACUUGCGAAGCCGAAAGGGCUUUCAGUGAGAAGUGUUUAUUUCCCACAAUGGCAUGUAGAUUGGUAAUGUGACUGAUAAGCUGUAGCUUGGCAAAUCAAUGGUCAGUUAACACUUAGAAAAUUCAAUGAAAUUGUAACACAAUUCAGGCAAAUAUGGCAGGCAGGUCUGCUUGUAUCAUUUGCUAAUAGCACCAAUGCAAAAGGUUUCCAAGUGAAUUCGAAAGACGAAAU
This is a messenger RNA of Humulus lupulus (European hop), 2557 nucleotides long. Its product is annotated as cleavage and polyadenylation specificity factor subunit 2. The transcript has 18 exons. Gene Ontology annotation, molecular function: RNA binding. Gene Ontology annotation, cellular component: mRNA cleavage and polyadenylation specificity factor complex. Lineage: Eukaryota; Viridiplantae; Streptophyta; Magnoliopsida; Rosales; Cannabaceae. The coding region runs from base 54 to 2282 and encodes 742 amino acids. Gene Ontology annotation, biological process: mRNA 3'-end processing by stem-loop binding and cleavage. The record is from RefSeq and is a predicted model, not a curated record.